ACAAGUAUAGCUUAAGCAGAGUUUAAGAAUUAAGCUGAGUUUAAACACAGUUCAAUUUUUUAGAGUGUUGUACAUACUUCACUCAACAACUAAACGCAACUUAAGUUUUGUUUUAUUUAAGCAGCCGAUUUUGUUGGUUUAAGCUUAGUUUUGGUUCUUUGCGCAUAGUCACCGAUUUGUUAGUUUUGUUAGGUUAUAAUUUUAUGUAAUACCUGUUACCAUUGAUUAACAUAAUCAAUGCUGUUACCCUCCAAAUUGUAAUGGAGUUGCAUGCACUAACAGAUGAUGAAGAUUUCCUAGAAGUAAUUAAUAUAAUUGGACGCAGAAGAGCAGCAAAGAUAUAUAGGCACCGAGAUAACCACUUUACAAAGUGGAAUGAUAAGGAAUUUUUAAAUAGAUUUAGGUUAUCCAAAGAUUCAGUUCGUUUUGUAAUUGAUUUAAUACAAGAAGAAAUAUCACAUCCCACAAACAGAAACUUUGCAGUAAGUGCCGAGUGUAUGGUAUUAUUGGCACUAAGGUAUUUAGCAACUGGCUGCUUUUUGUCAGUUGCAGGCGACUUUAUUGGCAUCGAUAAAUCUACUGCAAGCAGACUUACUACAAAAGUCUGUCGAGCCAUUGCCAGUCAACACCUCAUUUUUAUCAAAAUGCCUACCACAGAGGAAGAAAUGAGAGAAAGAAGUAGAGGCUUUUACAUGAUUAGUCGUUUCCCCAAAUGCAUUGGUGCUAUUGACUGUACCCAUGUGAAGAUUAUAUCCCCCGGUAACAAUGCUGAGAUUUUUCGAAAUCGGAAAAAUUUUUUUUCUUAUAAUGUGCAAGCUGUUUGUGAUGCAAGCCUGAGGAUUCAAAAUAUUGUAUGCAGAUGGCCUGGGUCAUCUCAUGAUAGCACAAUAUUUUUACAUUCUCAAAUAAGAAAUCAAUUUGAGAAUGGAGACUUUAGAGGGUACUUAUUAGUUGGAGAUGCAGGAUAUGCUAUUAAGCCGUAUUUAAUUACUCCUCUAAGAAAUCCGAUCACUCGUACUGAAAAUUUAUUCAAUGAAUCCCAAAUACGCACACGUAACCCAAUAGAACGGUGCUUUGGUGUGAUGAAACGCCGAUUUCCCAUAUUGUCAUUUGGGAUUCGACAACGCGCAGAAAAGGUCGAGGCUAUAGUAAUUGCAACUGCAGUAUUACAUAAUAUAGCUAGGAACUUUAAUGAUGCACUGCCAGACAUAAAUGAGGAAGAACAAGAAGCUAUUGCAGCUGCUGAAAUAAAUUUCGAAGUGGAAAAUGUUCCAUAUUACAACAAUGGACUAAAUAAUGCUGUACGUCAUCACCUUAUUCACGAAUACUUUAAUCGCUUAGCAUAGUGUACAGUGUAUAUUACGAACAAACUUAUUGUUUAACAUUUUUUAAUAACAUAUCUUUUUGUAACUUCAAAAUUUCCAUUUUUAAUUUGUGUUCUUCUUUCAUACAUUCUAGUUCGAACUCAGAUUUUGUCUUUUUUAUUUCUAAAUUUAACUUAUGUUCCUCUUCCGUAUGUUUUAAUUUUACUUUUUGUUCUUCCAAAACACCUUCCAUUCUACUCUCUUCCAGUUUUGUUUUAGCCUCUGCCCACUGCGAAAUCUUCUUGUUAAUAACACCCUGGGAUGUAUCUAAAAUUUUAAAAUAAUUAGUAUUUAUAGUACAUUUCUGAAAGUGAUUUUACCAGUGGUGUUUACACAAAGCGCAGCUGAUUUUUUUCUUUUAAGCAUAUUAGGUGUGUACUUUUUCCAGUUUUUAUCACCUACAAAUUCAGAAGGAACUUAGAUUUAAUACUUUAUGACCAGUACCGUAUACUACCAUUAUUUUCGAUAUCAUCUGUUGCAGAUGGUUUUACGGUCGAACUGUAGUCGUGAUCGUUAGCAAACUCUACUAUCAUCUCUGUAACGAAACAAUAUUGAACCACACACACACUUGGAAGUCCUUAUUUACCAUUACUAACUUGCAGGUCGUCUGUUUCUGGUAUUUCAAUUUCAACUGGAAGUAGUAAAAUGUAUGUAAAUUGUUUAUAAUGUACACAUUUUUUACUUACUAGCAUCCCCAUCAAAUUGUGAUUGAAAUCCCUCUGCUCUUGGGCCAAGUAUAUCUUUAAUGCCCUCUUCGGUGUCAUUUAAUGGGGUGUCUUUGUAAGGACCACCCCCAGUUCCCAUUGAAUACGUUUUAUUUUCAGACAGUUUCUUUUUCACCCUUUUCUUUAGAUUUUCGAACUUCUUUUUUAACACAGCUUCACUACGGUGGCUGUCGUUUACUACAUUGAACUCCCGAGCAACAUUUGACCAGGCUUCGGUCUUUUGUUGGUUCGUAACCGCAUCUGUUUUUUUGCACUCUAAGACAUGUUCAUAUUGUUUUACUAAACUGGUUAAUAUUGCCUCUUCUUUCGCGGUAAAAUUGGCUGCACGCACUUUUUUUUCGUUAGAGCACAUCGUUAUAAAUAAACUAGUAUUGAUUGAAGGUUAAGUUUAUUCACAACAAAUAUCCAAUUAAUUCUUUAUGCGCAUGUUUGCACGUUGCCAACAACAGAAAAUUGUGGUUUUGGUAAACGAAGUUUGAACGCAGUUUGUACAACGAGGUUAAACGAAAACUACGCUCAAAACUUGGGCGUAGUUUAGUUAAACCAUCCCUGAACUUCACACUUGUACAACCGGCCCU
Messenger RNA from Photinus pyralis (common eastern firefly), 2667 nucleotides. RefSeq names its product putative nuclease HARBI1. Bases 261 to 1346 code for a protein of 361 amino acids. The record is from RefSeq and is a predicted model, not a curated record. Lineage: Eukaryota; Metazoa; Arthropoda; Insecta; Coleoptera; Lampyridae. The transcript has 2 exons.